AUGGGAACAACUGGAUCGAAGCUUGAGAAGUCGCUGCCCUCCUCCUUCCCUGACAACGAGAGAAUCUUCGGGCUUGAGAAUUUCGGGAACACCUGCUACUGCAACUCUGUACUACAAGCUCUCUACUUCUGCCUGCCAUUCCGAGAGGCCGUCUUGGACUGGGCAAGAGCUUGUGUGAACAGCAAGGUUCGCAACGAUGAGGACUCCAUGCUUGUUUCGGUUGCGGAGACGUUCCUGCAUAUCAGCAGCAACAAGAAGAAGUUCGGAGUUUACGGCCCGAAGAAGUUGAUUCAGGUGUUGAGGAAGAACAAUGAAGCCUUCCGAGGAUAUCAACAUCAAGACGCUCAUGAGUUCAUGAACUACUUGCUCAAUCAAAUCACAGAGGAGCUCCACAUGGAGGCCAAGGAGCUCGCUCCUCACUCAGUCGACCGCACUCCGGAGAUGCCCAAAACUUGGGUGCAGAAUAUCUUCGAAGGAACUCUAACCAACGAGACGAGAUGUCUCAACUGCGAGACUGUCACCAAUCGCGAUGAAGCAUUUCUAGACUUGUCGCUAGAAAUUGAGGAGAACAGUUCCAUCACGAGUUGUCUGCGGAACUUCUCAGGCAUCGAGACUCUCAACAAGCAAGACAAGUUCUACUGCGAGAAAUGUUGCAGUUUGCAGGAGGCGCACAAAUCGAUUCGAGUCAAACGAACUCCAAACAUCCUCGCGCUUCACCUCAAACGAUUCAAGUACGUGGAGUCCGUCGGCAGGUUGAAGAAGUUGUCUCAUCGCGUCGUGUUCCCCGUGGAGCUCAAGUUGAACAACACGACCGACGCAGCAGCAGAUGAAGAUGCUUUCUUCAACCUCUUCGCGGUAGUGGUGCAUGUAGGCAGUGGUAUGAAUCACGGGCACUACGUUUGUCUCAUCAAGAUUCACGAGCAAUGGUUUCACUUCGACGAUGACACCGUUGAAGGCGUCGAUGACUCGCACCUUCACUCUGUCUUUGGGUCAGCGCAGGAAGGAGGAGGGAAUUAUUCUGGCUACAUCCUCUUCUACCAGAAGGUCACGGCGUGAGAGGCUGCAGGCUUCCUUGUCAUGUAGAAUAUUCAUUGAAACCAACAACAC
Guillardia theta CCMP2712 is the source of this 1107-nucleotide messenger RNA. RefSeq lists its product as hypothetical. The record is from RefSeq and is a predicted model, not a curated record. Gene Ontology annotation, biological process: protein deubiquitination. Gene Ontology annotation, molecular function: cysteine-type endopeptidase activity; cysteine-type deubiquitinase activity. The transcript is spliced from 17 exons. Gene Ontology annotation, cellular component: nucleus; cytosol. NCBI's taxonomy places the organism in Eukaryota, Cryptophyceae, Pyrenomonadales, Geminigeraceae. Bases 1 to 1056 code for a protein of 351 amino acids.